CCUGGCGGGCAAAAUUUGAACUAUCAUUUCUGCAGGUGCGCUGUGAAAUUACUAAAAAUAACAGAAUGGCAGGGGACUGCAACAAAACAGUGCUCGUGCUUGAUAGAAGUCCUAUUUUUGCAUCAUCGUCAAAACAAACUGUGGAGUUCGACAUCUUUACCAAAGCUAAAGCUGGUAUGAUACCACUAGCCCCAAUUGUAAAGUCUCUCUGGACUUGCAGUGUUGAAGCAGCUAUCGAGUUCUGUAGGAUUAUAUAUGACCUCUUCCCUACCGAAAAACUGGUCCGAAUGGUGGUCAGUGACCGAAGUGCAGCAGUACUUAACAACUGGACCCCAGGCCAACAGAACAUAAAUCUCCUACUUAACUGCCUUGGUGCAAUUCCACCCCCUUCUAUAGAGGAUCCCGCUGAUGACUGCACUGUUAUUCAUGGCCUGGCAAGUGCUGUUCAAGCUCUAUGUGAUGCUAGUGCUGACCAAGAGGGAGAGCCCAAUAAUGGCACUAUUGUGUGCCUCACAUCAGCUAAAAGUGAAGCUCAGAUCCGAAUCCUUGAGACGUAUGUUCAAGAUGCCAUCACAAGACACAACAAAACAAAUGAUAGCUUGCUACCUAUAGACCACUGUCACCUUGUAAUCAUCCAUACUGUACCUGUGGGAGAUGUCAGCCCCAUACAGGAGAGGACAGUUAGAGAGGUGUCCCCAGUAUUAUCCAGUGAAGUAUUAGUGUCGCAGUCAGGGAGAUACAUGGCUGUGAAGUUAAUUCAACUUGCUGUGAAAUUCUUUGAUCUCUGCCUUACUACAGUCACUGGUAUACCAAUGAAGGAAGAGCAGAAUGCAAGUUCAUCAGCCAACUAUGACGUUGAGUUAUUACAUAGAAAGGCAGCUCAUCAAGAUUUCUUCAAGUCAGGACACGCUGAUGGUGUACUGAUCCCAUCCAAGGAAGACUUGUGCCUGGAGUCAGUUAGUUUAAAAUGGUGCAAUCCUAAGUCAAAUUUUGUAGAGUUACAUCAAUGUACAGGGGCCUAUAGGAUCACACCAGUAGAUGUCAACAGCAGACCAUCUAUGUGUCUCACCAACUUUCUACUGAGUGGACGUGCUGUGAUGUUAGAACAGCCAAGGAAAUCUGGGACCAAAUUGAUAUCUCACAUGUUGACGAGCCACGGGGGAGAGAUUUAUAUACACACCAUGGCUACCAAUAGAUCGAUUCUUGAGGAAACUCCAUCUAUUAGUGAAGGGCUAGGUGGCAGGAUAACAGAUUAUAGAAUUACAGAUUUUGGCGAGCUGAUGAAAGACUGCAGAUUGGCACCAAGACUAUCUCAAUUAAAUGAGGGAGAACCAUUACCCAUAGACAGAGCCAAGGGGCAGAUAGAGAGACUCACCCGGGUAUGGCCCAUAGUUAUCAGUGAUACCAUAAUCUUCAACAUGUUGUCUCACCUUGAUCCUCUACCUUCCCUGAUCUCCAAGGAGACACUUGAUGAAGAUGAUGUACUGGAGUGUAAGAAGGCAAUAUACCAUGUGGUUGGGAUGGAGAGCAGACAUGAGCCAUUGCCAGUGCCUGCAUCAGGGGGGACAAGAGGAAAGGGGACUAAAAGAGACAGCCAGUACAGACAGAUGUGGUCAGAGUUAGAGACUCUAAUAAGAUCUUAUGUGGACACCUCUGACAAUCACAAACAAGUAUUAGACUGUCUCUUAGAGUGUAAAAAGCCUGACCUUGAGAGGCCAGGGUCUGGGGCUUCAGGGACAUUGAAAAUUGCUGAGAAGCCUGCUAUCAAGGAAGAAAAGUUGGAUGAGGCUGAACAGGCCCUGAAGUCACUUGAAAAAUAUCAAAGAUUGACUGAGAGGGAGAAAUCAGAUCUGAACAUAAAGACUGAGACAGACUCACCCAUGUCUCCUCCUCCUGUGAAGAAGUUCAAGACAAAUGAGGGGAGCAUCAAUAAAACUGCAGGUAGCCAAUCUAUACUUAGUAUAUGGACCAAUAGGCUGAAUGCUGUUAAUGCUAUGAGGCAUGCAGAGUUCACUGGGAGACUAGAAGGAACCAACAACAAAUAUGAACUCUACCAACACCUCAAGGAGGACCUAGAUAACACCGUGGACACUAAACCUAACAUUAAAACUUUAACUGGACAGAAUAAACCACAGAUCAAGCCACUUUUAGGUACACAUGUUAAACCACCCGUUUCUAUGCACAACCGCAUUAAAUGAGGCACAUAAGCUCAGUUCCUUAUAAGGAGGUAAUCACCAGUGUUGUCGAGGAAGUUCUAGUUCCAAAGAGAGCAUCAUCUAAGCCGAAUUUACGAGGCUAUGUCUCGGGUAAUCAGUCCAGUGCUAGGCGGGAGAAAGUGCCAAAUAUGGAACUCAUUAUUAUUGCCCAAAUUAGGUGUUGAUGGCUGAAAGAGUUGCGAAAAGGCUUCUUAUCUGAACAUUAUGAGAAGGGAUGUAGAUCUUAGUUAUAUAAAUGUUAAGCUGAUUCACACUCAUAAAUUAAAUUUUGAUAAAAUAAGAGAUAGUAUCAAUCCAGUUCCAAUGAAUCGAAAUACUUUGAUUUUAAACAACAUGUACAUGUAUCAUUAUAUGUACAAUGAUUUGUAAAUGUUCA
This is a messenger RNA of Owenia fusiformis, 2592 nucleotides long. The record is from the annotation of a GenBank genome assembly. NCBI's taxonomy places the organism in Eukaryota, Metazoa, Annelida, Polychaeta, Sabellida, Oweniidae.